Molecule: messenger RNA, 617 nt
Organism: Acanthoscelides obtectus
Lineage: Eukaryota; Metazoa; Arthropoda; Insecta; Coleoptera; Chrysomelidae
Source: the annotation of a GenBank genome assembly
UAUCUACGGCCGGACCGGCGAAUUUUCCGGAUGCUUUCAGGGUACCGCGGAAUGAGGCGCGGAUGCCGUUGUGAAUACCCGCAUUGUUACUACAUACAUAAACGUCAACACUUCAAAGAACUACGCUAGAGCUACCUGAAUGCAUGCUGCGGCUAUUUUAAAAUUAAAAUUUGAAAUAGAAUGAAGAUAACGUUCCUCACGUUGAUAAUGUCCUGCGAUUCGGUGGAAGAAAGCGGUAAGGAGAUAGUGAAAAAUUGCUACAAUUUGCAUCACAAAGCGAAGUUCGAUCUGAUAAAGGAACGGUUUUUGCUGAUGGUAAAGUACGCUAAGCGAUGGCGACCUGUUUAUUCCGCCGCUGGGAUAUGUGAUAUGAACAAGGAUUUCAUGAUAACGGUGCUCUCCACCAUUACGACUUAUUGUGUUGUCAUUAUUCAGUUUAAUAACGUUACGCAAACCAAACGAGGAUAAAUAUGGAGUGACGGGAUUGAACGACGAAAUUUGUAACUGUCAGUUUUAAUUUUGCACUACAUCGUCCCAAAAAUGAAUAGAUACGCGGUAAAAAAGCACUGUAUGUUUAGCUGUAAUCCAAUAAUAUUAUGCAAAUAAAUACUUAUACC